This is a messenger RNA of Cajanus cajan (pigeon pea), 1044 nucleotides long. Its product is annotated as MYB-like transcription factor EOBII. Lineage: Eukaryota; Viridiplantae; Streptophyta; Magnoliopsida; Fabales; Fabaceae. Gene Ontology annotation, molecular function: sequence-specific DNA binding; DNA-binding transcription factor activity. Gene Ontology annotation, cellular component: nucleus. Gene Ontology annotation, biological process: regulation of DNA-templated transcription. The record is from RefSeq and is a predicted model, not a curated record.
AAGAUUUCCAUGAUCUUUUCUUCUUCUUUUUCUUCUCUCUCUCUCCCUAUCUCUCUCCUCCAUAUGCAAACAAAACAUAAUGGACAAAAAACCAUGCAACUUAUCUCAAGAUCCCGAAGUGAGAAAGGGGCCAUGGACCAUGGAAGAAGACUUGAUCUUGAUCAACUAUAUUGCAAAUCAUGGUGAAGGUGUUUGGAACUCUCUAGCCAAGGCUUCUGGUCUUAAACGUACGGGGAAGAGUUGUCGACUUCGUUGGCUAAACUACCUUCGUCCUGAUGUUAGAAGAGGGAAUAUUACUCACGAGGAACAACUUUUGAUUGUAGAGCUUCAUGCAAAGUGGGGUAAUAGGUGGUCCAAAAUUGCAAAGCAUCUUCCAGGAAGAACCGACAAUGAGAUUAAGAACUUUUGGAGAACUAGGAUACAGAAGCACAUUAAGCAAGCUGAGAAUCUACAACAACAGGUUAAUAUUUCAGAGAUAAAUGACCAUCAUCAAGCAAGCACAAGCACUAGCAAAGUUUCCACCAUGGCACAUCCCAUUGAGACUUACUCUUCAUCUUCAUACCAACCAGUAACUUUGGAGCCAUAUUUUCCAACUCAGUUUCCUAUAAUCACUGAUCAGUCAAGUUGCUGUACCAAUGAUGACAACAACAAUAACUAUUGGAGCAUGGAGGAUAUCUGGUCUAUGCAAUUACUCAAUGGGGAUUAAACCUAGCUAUAUUAUUAUGCCUAUAUAUAUAAAUCAUAUAUAUAUAUAUAUAUAUAUAUAUAUAAUGACAUAAAUACAUAAGUUUCUUAUAGUGUGUCAGGCUUAAUAACAUCAUUAUGUCUGUUUAUAUGAGUUGUUAAAGUUUGGCGUUACCAUAUAAGCAUGAUGAUUUCAGAAUUAAAAUAUAUAUAUAGGAGCUUAUAUAUAUACUAUAUGUGCAUCGAUCAUAUUAUAGUAAAUGAGAUAGGUGUACGUACCAUAUAAGAUGUGUUUGAGAACCAAACGUUGAAGCAUAUUAAUUAUAUUAUCAAUGGCGGGCAUGCUCGUAUUUUGGUAAA